CCCCACAACUGAGAACCUGUUGAAUGCACUUCACAUAAUGAACAUGCAUCAGUUGCUAAAAGUGUUUUAGACCCAUUAAAAAAUCAUAUUAUUUCCUAUUCAAGCCUCAAGGUAGGGCUGUAUGUAAUGAUGUAUGUUAAGAGUGAAGACUGAAUGCCUCAAACAGUCGUGACUGCAUGUACUCACUCAGGCUCCUCCCAGUAAACAACACUUUUUUGGCGCUCCACCUCCAAAUAGUAAAAGAGUAAACACACUGUCUGAACACACUAUCAGCUUAUCGGAUGAGAUGCACGUAACUGUCCAUGGUGUCCGCAAAGAAUUUUGUUUUGGUCGAAAAACCCACCUGGAAAGGAGGAUAGACCUUUUGGGACUGUUAACGCAGAACAGUGAUGCAUUUGUAAUGUAAAUGGAUGACAAAAAUGAGUGACAGAUUGAAAAUUGUUUUCAUGUUGUGUCUUGCUUUCGUCACUACAGGAGGACAACAUUUUGAAAGUAAAGUGGCCCAGUUACUGCAAGACGAAACAGAGGAUAUUAAAUGUUUUGUGGAGUUGAAGGAUCUCACUUGCUUUUGGGAAGAGGAGGAAGAGAGAAAUAAUUUACAAUAUACAUUCACAUAUUCAUACGAGAAUAAGAACAAGAUGGCUUGUGUGGUUUCAUCUCUGUCUUUACUGGCCAGUAACAAAACCGUCUUCUUCUGCAAACUGCCCAAAACCCCUUUCUUCACGACGCUUGAUGUGCAGGUUUUUCGUGAUGGCCGGAUGCUCUACAGUCGUAGCCUUAACGCUGAGAAUUACUUGUUUCUAGAUCCUCCCAGAAACCUCACGGUCUUGAGUUCAGGGAAGGAAGGGCAGUUGAACGUGAGCUGGCUGCCUCCUCUACUCAAAUACAUGGAUGACAGUAUGAUAUAUGAGGUCAGAUAUGCAGUGGAGGGAAGUAACAUGGGCAAAGUGGAGGUCAUAAAGGUCAGCACGAUGCUGGUUUUGCUUGGCUUACAGUCCGACACCAGAUACAAGGUGUGGGUCCGUGUCAAACCCGAUGGUGUUGCCUACAAAGGCUACUGGAGUGCAUGGACCGAGCCUGUGCUUGGAGUCACACAGCCCAUCAGUAAGUCUUUGUUUAUUGUUUGUUUGUUUUUGUUCAUAUUAUUGUUGAUGUGUAUUGAAAGAUUUAACCGCUUCUGUGCACUUUACAGAUUUCUUCUUAAGAAACUCUGGCCUGACAUCCCGACACCAGAGCACAAGUUUCCUGGUCUUUUUAUUUACAGACACAAGGAGUGGAUGAGCCAAAAUAAUAGCAGCAUGUGGGGCAGAUCAGUCCAAGUGUACACAGAGGAGCUUCCUUCACCGCUAGAGGUUUUGUCCGAGGUUUCCCUGACCAGCCACGGCACGUCCCAGAGAGAGGAGAGGAAACCUGUGGAGGAGGACGAGGAGAAGGAGAGCGAGCGUUCGGACUCGGGGUUAACAGACAGAUGGCGAGAACCUCCUCAAGCUCACUGGCUCAUGGAGCAACUGAGGGCGCUUCAAGAAAACCCCCAAUCUCUUUCCCAGUCAUUGUUAGUGCAGUCACAUGACACCUAUGUCACUCUCAAUCAAAACUCCCAAGGAGACGGCGAGCGAGAGGUGGACGAUGUCUUCGAGGAGACGUUACCGCUCCAGACCCUCUUCACCACCACAGGAACGACGUCCUUGAGCACCUCGCACUCCGACCUCGGCUCCCUCCAGCAGAGCUCGGGUUCGGGCAGACUGUCAUCACAAUCCAGCUUCGAGUAUCCCAACCAAACCUGGCCCCCCAAGGGGCCGGGAUACACCUACAUGGCGGUCGCAGACUCGGGGGUCUCCAUGGACUACAGCCCGAUGAGCUCCAGCAGGAUCACGGAGCUCGGGAGACACAGGAUGUACACAAAUGAUUACAAAAAUGAGAUUUUUCUCCACAAGUGGCCACUCUUCGGUGAACACAAUAAAUCUGGAUCAGAGUCCUGCAUGGGUCCCGUUUGGUAAACACGCAAUACUUAUGGAUUGUCCACGCAAAAGGGAUUAUUCUGUCAUCAUUUGCUCACCUUCAUGUCAUCAAACCUGUAUGACUUUCUUUCAUCUGUGGAAUAUUAAAGAAGAUAUUUUGAAGAAUGUUGGUAACCAGAUGCUGGUAGCCAUUGACUUCCUUUUUUUUUCUUCAUCCAUACAAUAGAAGUCAAAGGCGAAGCAAAAUGUACAAAACUACUACAAAUUCACAUCAGGAUCUUACUGGAUUUUUCAGAAGAAAAAACACUCCAUCAGAUAAAAUAAGCUAACAUUAUAGCAUUACUAUGGCAGCUGUUGAUGAAACAUUUAUGUACAGCAUACCACUAAAAUACCAGUGGGGUGUUUUCUUUGAUCUUUCUUACAUAUUUUUUUGUCUUUAAUUAUGAAUACUUUAAUUGGUGGCACUUUCCACAAAUAGGGUUCAUUUAGCUGUCCGAUUACUUUCUUCUUCUUCUUCUUUCUUUUUUUUUCAUUUUUGAAAUAUUGAACAAGUUGGAUAAUUAUUUAAUAUAAAUAAUUUCAUGAAAAACAGGACAUUGUAAAUGCAUCAACUAUCUGUACUCUGAAAAAUUAAAUCAUAAAAAAUGUCAUCAUUUUGACAUUGUCGAGAGAAAAUAU
Molecule: messenger RNA, 2636 nt
Organism: Cyprinus carpio (common carp)
Lineage: Eukaryota; Metazoa; Chordata; Actinopteri; Cypriniformes; Cyprinidae
Product: erythropoietin receptor
Exons: 8
Coding region: 411-1997 (528 amino acids)
Biological process (GO): positive regulation of cell population proliferation; cytokine-mediated signaling pathway; hemopoiesis
Cellular component (GO): external side of plasma membrane
Molecular function (GO): cytokine receptor activity; protein binding
Source: RefSeq, a predicted model, not a curated record